UAACUCAACUGUCAUUGGGUCAUGUGAUUGUGGUGGUCAUUCUCAAUCACAAUCUUUACUUUCACUUUUUAAACAUUCUCUCCCUCAUUUUUUUCCCCCUUUGUUUUUCCUGUGAAAAUUUCACUUUGCUUAUAGUGAACUGUUAUAUAUAAAUAUUCUCUGUAGUUUUUUGGCCCAUGAUUUUUAUGUUUGUUGGGUUAAUUGUGCUCAAGAGUUGCACAUUUCGUCUUGGUCUCUUUCGCUUAAUUUGGGGACAACAGUGAGCUGUCUAUUCCUUUCCUUUCUCAUCAAAGAGCUAAAGAACAAGAAUAAAAAAUAAAAGGUUUAGAGAAAAAAUAAAAUUUUGUACCCUUGAAUUUUAAGGGAUCUGCUGCGUCUGAAUAAUUCUGGGUCUGUGGCAUUCACUUUUCAUUUUUGAUAUGUAUUGCUUUCUUGAAUUUUCUCACAAAUGUCAGCCUGCUAAAAGGUUGCUGAGAAUGAUGAAGUGAGGAUCUGCAUCUAUCUGUCUCCACCAACAAAAAUUCAGUUUGAAGAUUGACAACUAAGGAGUAUGGAUGUUGAUUGCGGAAAGUGUUGGGGUACAUCAAAGAAGGAUUCUUGGAAGAAAAUUCUGCUCUUAGCUUAUCAAAGUCUUGGUGUAGUCUAUGGGGACCUGAGCAUUUCCCCUCUUUAUGUUUACAAGAACACAUUUGCCGAAGACAUUCAUCACUCGGAGACAAACGAAGAGAUUUUUGGUGUUCUUUCGUUUGUUUUCUGGACUCUAACUCUAGUUCCAUUGUUCAAAUAUGUCUUUGUGGUUCUUCGAGCUGAUGACAAUGGGGAGGGUGGUACUUUUGCCCUCUAUUCCCUAAUCUGCAGGCAUGCUAAAGUAGGUCUUUUGCCUAACCGACAAGUUGCAGAUGAAGCACUCUCCACGUAUAAACUGGAGCACCAUCCUGACAAGAAGAGCAGCUCGAUAGUGAAAUUGUUUCUUGAGAAACACAAAUCUUUGCACACUGCUUUGCUAAUCCUGGUUCUUCUUGGCACAUGUAUGGUCAUUGGAGAUGGACUGCUCACUCCAGCCAUGUCAGUUUUCACUGCUGUUUCUGGCCUCGAGUUAUCCAUGUCUAAGGAACAUCGAGAAUAUGCGGUGAUUCCGAUUACUUGCAUCAUAUUAAUCUGUCUAUUUGCAUUACAACACUAUGGCACACAUCGGGUUGGCAUCGUUUUUGCACCAGUGGUGUUGACUUGGCUGAUAUGCAUUAGUGCCCUUGGCUUGUACAAUAUAUUUCACUGGAACCCACAUGUUUAUAAAGCUCUCUCCCCAUAUUACAUGUUCAAGUUCUUGAAGAAGACAAGAAAAGGUGGAUGGAUGUCACUGGGUGGAAUUUUAUUGUGCAUAACAGGUUCAGAGGCAAUGUUUGCCGAUCUUGGCCACUUCUCAUAUACUGCAAUUCAGAUUGCUUUCACCUUUCUGGUUUAUCCAGCACUUAUUUUGGCGUAUAUGGGUCAAGCUGCCUACUUGUCAAAGCAUCACCAUUCCAUUAACCAGAUCAAUUUUUAUGUGUCAGUCCCAGAAAGUUUGAGGUGGCCAGUGCUUGUAGUAGCAAUCCUUGCUUCCGUAGUGGGAAGCCAGGCGAUCAUAAGUGGAACGUUCUCCAUCAUCAACCAGAGCCAAUCACUUGGUUGUUUUCCGAGAGUCAAGGUUGUUCACACCUCUGAUAAGAUACACGGCCAAAUCUACAUCCCUGAGAUCAACUGGACGCUCAUGAUCCUCUGCAUUGCUGUUACCAUUGGAUUCAGAGAUACAAAGCAUAUGGGCAAUGCAUCAGGGCUAGCAGUUAUGGCGGUGAUGAUCGUGACCACGUGCCUCACUUCCUUAGUCAUAAUCCUUUGUUGGCACAAACCCCCUAUAGUAGCUCUUUGCUUCCUACUCUUUUUUGGCUCUAUUGAAUUACUGUAUUUCUCAGCUUCGGUCAUUAAGUUCCUUGAGGGUGCUUGGCUCCCCAUCCUCCUAGCACUCUUCCUCGUGACUGUCAUGUUUGUUUGGCAUUACACGACCAUCAAGAAAUAUGAGUAUGACCUUCACAACAAAGUCUCAUUGGAAUGGUUACUAGCCUUGGGUCCAAGCUUGGGCAUUGUUCGAGUCCCCGGGGUUGGCAUAGUGUUCACUGAUCUCACCUCUGGCAUCCCUGCAAACUUCUCGCGCUUCGUCACCAACCUACCUGCCUUCCACCGUGUCCUCGUCUUUGUAUGUAUAAAAUCAGUUCCUGUUCCUCACGUGCCUCCAGCUGAGCGGUAUCUUGUGGGCCGUGUUGGACCUGCAUCGCAUCGGUCCUACAGGUGCAUUGUCCGUUAUGGGUACCGUGACGUUCACCAGGAUGUCGAUUCUUUUGAAACCGAACUUGUUGCCAGGUUGGCUGAUUUUAUCCGCUACGAUUGGUGUCGGAGGCAUGAAAGUCUUAGUCCAGAGAAUGGAGAAAAUGGGUCGCAAUCCAGUGGAUCAUCAAGUGAGUGCAGAUUGGCAGUGAUUGGAACAGUGUCACUCUCUGGCAUGCCAGCUUUUGAGAUAGAGGAAAGCGUGCAGCCAGAAAGUCUAUCUGUUGGCUUCCCAACCGUGGCUAGCAUGACAGAUGUCAUUGAAAUGGAGCCCCUUGGUGUUGUGGAAAGAAGAGUGAGGUUUGCAAUCGACAACAAUUCUGAAUAUGCACGAUCUGAACUGAAUACACAAUUGCAAGAAGAGCUGCAAGACUUGUUAGAAGCCCAACAAUCUGGGACCGCAUUCAUUCUGGGGCAUUCACAUGUCAAGGCGAAACAAGGAUCGUCGAUCAUGAAGCGAUUGGCCAUCAAUUUUGGGUAUAAUUUCCUGAGGAGGAAUUGUCGGGGCCCAGAUGUAGCGCUUAAGGUGCCUCCGGUGUCUCUCCUUGAGGUUGGCAUGGUGUAUGUUGUGUAGGCUACAAUUUGUAACUACGAAAGGUCAUUUUGCAAGUUAACCGGAUUGAUGUUAUGCUGUAGAGAAAGCAUGCUGUUUUAGUUGAAAUCUUAUGGUUUUGUCAUCACAUGGAUAAGAAAAUGAGGAGUAAAAUGCCAUUUUGUGGUAAA
Molecule: messenger RNA, 3081 nt
Organism: Camellia sinensis
Lineage: Eukaryota; Viridiplantae; Streptophyta; Magnoliopsida; Ericales; Theaceae
Product: potassium transporter 2
Biological process (GO): potassium ion transmembrane transport
Cellular component (GO): plasma membrane
Molecular function (GO): potassium ion transmembrane transporter activity
Source: RefSeq, a predicted model, not a curated record